Strongylocentrotus purpuratus (purple sea urchin) is the source of this 2231-nucleotide messenger RNA. Its product is annotated as ADP-ribosylation factor 6. The transcript is spliced from 6 exons. The coding region runs from base 458 to 985 and encodes 175 amino acids. Gene Ontology annotation, cellular component: cytoplasm. Gene Ontology annotation, molecular function: GTPase activity; GTP binding. NCBI's taxonomy places the organism in Eukaryota, Metazoa, Echinodermata, Echinoidea, Camarodonta, Strongylocentrotidae. Gene Ontology annotation, biological process: vesicle-mediated transport; intracellular protein transport. The record is from RefSeq and is a predicted model, not a curated record.
GACCGCGUACUGCACUAUUACAGCGAUCAAUCUACCACUUCCCGUGGAAUCUAUGGAAGUGUAAAAUACAUCUUUUCACCAACGGCGCUUGUCUAUCACCGUCAAAAUGUUGCGUUUAACGCCAUUUUAGGUUUAGUGCUGAUCAAACUGACUCGGUGUAAGGGUGUAUGGUACACGGAGACCAAGGUUGAGGUCUGAAGCAUCUUUCCUGAAGAAAGGGAAACAUUGAAAAGAGAUUUACGGUGGAAAAUAGUUGAGCGCCACGGACCAAGCAGGCCCAGGGCUGUAGGUAGCUAGACUGUGAAAGGGGGAGUCUGGACUCACACAAAACACUGUAACACCUACAUGAAAGAGAGUAGAAGGGACCAGAGGCGAUCGUGACAUUCCUAAGAGGAUUUGAAGGAGAGACUUUGACGUUGUUUGAUACGCAGAAAGGAGAAAAAAAGACUCUUUAACGAUGGGGAAGGUACUAUCAAAGAUCUUCGGAAAGAAGGACAUGAGAAUUCUCAUGCUGGGCUUGGAUGCAGCCGGCAAGACAACGGUGUUAUAUAAACUGAAGCUGGGCCAAUCAGUCACAACCAUCCCAACGGUGGGCUUCAACGUAGAAACAGUCACAUUCAAAAAUGUCAAAUUCAAUGUAUGGGAUGUUGGUGGUCAAGAUAAAAUUCGGCCUCUAUGGAGGCAUUAUUACACAGGAACACAGGGGUUGAUCUUCGUAGUAGACUGCGCCGACAGGGAUAGGAUAGACGAAGCAAGGCAAGAGCUCCAUCGGAUAAUCAACGAUAGGGAAAUGAAAGAAGCUAUCAUCCUCAUCUUCGCCAAUAAACAAGACCUUCCAGAUGCCAUGAAGCCCAUCGAAGUCCAAGAAAGACUAGGCCUCACCAAGAUCAGGGACAGGAACUGGUUCGUUCAGCCUGCCUGCGCGACGUCAGGCGAGGGCCUUCUAGAAGGGUUAACAUGGCUAACCUCUAAUAAUAAACCCUGAUCUGAUGCAACACAAAUAUAUAUAUCAACAAAAAAAACAAGAAAAACUAAAGUCUGCCUACUUUUUCUUAGCCUAGCUUCCAGCAGGAGGAUAUAUUCCUUCGCAUUCUCUUCCCUAUUGUACAGUCUAGCUUUUCGUUGCACCGCCCUCGCUAGUCAAAGGAUGUUUUUGGAAAGACUUCAACAUGUUUUGCUAGUCGGGGGUAAUCGGUAGCGACAAAUAGCUAAAGGGGUGUGAGAUUGUGAGAAAAAAAUGAUCUUCUUGUAUGGAAACUAGGCUAACUAUACCUUCUUGUAAUCUUAUAUAAAUAAAGACAAUUUUUUAAUAAAAAGAUUUGUUUAUACUUAGAUGAUUCAGUAGAGUUAAUUCUCAGAAAAAUGAAUUUUUGUUGUUGUUACAAUGUGUAUAUUAAUGCUCAAGAUACUGUUUGCCUGUAUGUACAAAUCUCCCAUAUUGGUUUUGGAAAAGAGUUUCAAUGUAAGGCCUGUUUACACAUGGUGUGUCCGUUCAAGCGAUUUCUUUUAAGUUUCAGCGAAUGUCAAUUGGGGAUGAAGCACAGUGCAGUAGGCAACAAUGGUAUUACAUGUACGGACUACCUAUCUGUGUGUUAAACGAUGCGGGAAUGUGACAAGCUUGGCGCGCACUAUACGAUCCAUCUGUAUGAUCUGACUUUGAAAGAAUUUGUGAUAGCAAAUGUUAUGAACGUUCACACAUGUAAAAUCUUACUGAGUGAGGCUCUCAUAUCAUUGAUGAACUCAACAUUUCAAGGGAUUUCAGGCUCCCUUGGACGGGAAAUGCUAAAUGGCGUAGAAUCAUACAAACGUCAAACUCGCUAUUGGCUACGAUUUGACGCAGUUUUGGUUUUAUUCCGACUUGAAAUGAUACACACAAAUUCCAAGUUGAUUGUUUGGCACCUAAAUCAGAAAGGAGAUAAUACAAUUCUAAUUUCUACAAGAAAUUGAUUUGCAGUUGGAUCGUAUAGUUUGCGUUGAGCUUUACUGAAAAAACACAAUUCUGCCGGGUUUACAGAGUUGCAUGUGAACUAGUCUUGUGAUGAUUUUGCAGAGGUUUAUUGUAAUCGGACCUACCUUGCAGUGCCUAUGUUGCAAUAAAACCAUACAUUUUCUCAAUAGAGUACCGUAGUGUGAUGUCAUACUGGCUAAGUUGUCAAGGUUGCUGGUUCCAAACAAUUUUGUGCUAAACAAUGGUGUGGUGAUCACACCAGCCUCAAACAGUAAAUCGGCCC